AUGACCGCUCACAAGAGCCAACAUGUUUGCUCCACUCCAGCACAGAUCGGAGACUUGGUUGUGUUUCAUUACAGAAUUUCUGCACUCACUCAUGACCGUUCAAAAUUAGAAACGAUUGAGGACUCAUUCGAGAUAGACAAACCUCUGUCGGUUGUACUCGGAAAACAACAAACGCAAUUUAAAGAAAUUGAAGAGAAAAUCAAACUCUUGGCAGUGGGAGAUUCAACAGAAUUUGAGACUGAAAAGGAUGGUAUUAAAUAUUCAAUACAACUUCAAUUGUUAAAAAUUAUUAAAAGGAACAAUAAUGUAAACACUGACUGGGAUAUGAAUGAAACGGAAUUGCACAACCUGGCUCUUUCUAAGAAGGAAGAAGGAAACAUCUUCUUUUCUCAAGGAAAGAAUAUUUCAGCAUCGAGGUGUUAUAGAAAAGGAAUUAAACAAUUACGAAAAAUUGAUAAAAGCAAAUGGGAUGAUGAGAACAGAAAGAUAAGAGAUCUUCUUAUUACAUUAUUUAACAAUCUGUUAACAUGUGAAAUGAAACUGAAAAGAUAUGGUAAUGUUGUGAAAUUUAGUACAGAAUGCAUUGAAAACAUUGGAGCCAAUGUAAAAAGUUAUUUCAAGAGAGCUGAGGCUUAUAUGAACGAUGGAAACUUUUCUUUGGCAAUUCAAGAUUUUAAGCAAGCACAACACCUCUUGUCCACCAUUAACCCAAACGAUGAUAUUACAAUCAUCAGCAAAAUAAUUACUGGCUCUCCAAAGACAAACAUUAAUGACUCAGCUGACAUGAGUAAGAAAAUGUUAAAUCUUAUUGAAUCGGAGAUGAACAAAUGCCGAAGAAUGGAAACAGAAUACAACCAAAACAUGAAAAAUAUGUUCAAAAACAUUUUUCAAUAA
This is a messenger RNA of Naegleria lovaniensis, 894 nucleotides long. RefSeq lists its product as uncharacterized. The record is from RefSeq and is a predicted model, not a curated record. Lineage: Eukaryota; Heterolobosea; Eutetramitea; Acrasida; Naegleriidae. Gene Ontology annotation, molecular function: protein binding. The transcript has a single exon. Bases 1 to 894 code for a protein of 297 amino acids.